Molecule: messenger RNA, 1644 nt
Organism: Eleginops maclovinus (Patagonian blennie)
Lineage: Eukaryota; Metazoa; Chordata; Actinopteri; Perciformes; Eleginopidae
Gene: cav3
Product: caveolin 3
Exons: 2
Coding region: 171-629 (152 amino acids)
Biological process (GO): regulation of cytosolic calcium ion concentration; regulation of membrane potential; cell differentiation
Cellular component (GO): caveola; sarcolemma; focal adhesion
Molecular function (GO): transmembrane transporter binding; molecular adaptor activity; connexin binding
Source: RefSeq, a predicted model, not a curated record
GGGUCAAGCCUCCAUUUUUGCCAGGGCGUCUGCAGCAGCUGUCCACUGGCAUGCCAGAGGGAGCGUCACUCACAGUGGUGAUACAGGGGUUCAGACGUCAACCGAGGCGGCUCUGUGCAGUUUGAUCCAGGAAGGUUUACUCUCACCGUCUCCAGCCCUGCAGCCCAACCAUGGCGGAUCAGUACCAGUACAACACCAACGAGGAGAAGAUUGUGAAGGACAGCCACACCAAGGAGAUUGAUCUAAUCAACAGAGAUCCCAAGCAGAUCAAUGACGACGUGGUGAAGGUGGACUUUGAGGAUGUCAUUGCAGAGCCUGACGGGACACACAGCCUGGAUGGGGUUUGGAAGCUCAGCUACACCACUUUUACUGUGUCCAAGUACUGGUGCUACCGUAUCCUAUCUGCUGUCUUUGGCAUCCCUGUCGCUCUUCUCUGGGGUUUCCUGUUCGCUUGCAUCUCCUUCUGCCACAUCUGGGCUGUAGUUCCCUGCAUCAAGAGCUGCCUGAUUGAGUCACAGUGCAUCAGCCGCAUCUAUUCUCUCUGCAUCCAGACCUUCUUAGAUCCCUUCUUUGAAGCCCUGGGCAAGGUCUUCAGCAGUGUGCGUGUUGCACUGCGCAAAGAAGUCUAAAAACUCACACUGUAGUGUUUAUAGUAUGAUCGGAUGAAGUGCGGUAUCUUUUUAUACACCAGAAGCUCAGUCCUCGCGUCUCGCUAACUCCCUCAGACUCCUCCUCCUUCCUUCAUAACAUGCCGUUCCCCACCCAACCAUCCUCAAGCUGGGUCCUGAUAUGCCCUGUGUGCCUAUUGCCACCAGAAGCCCUGUGACAGCUGCAGCAGGCCGCGUGGUUCUAUGACAGUUCUGGCACUCCUGCAGGGCUCAGUGCUGCUCUGAGGGAGGAGAGGACUGCCUGCCAUGACGAGGAUCUGUCUGUAAUCAUGUAUUUGUGUCAUAAAAAGCCAAAGACAAUGGUUACUCAUUCAACAGAUGAAAUAAACUCCCCAACCUGUGGACAAUGCUGCAUGUAUGCAUUUCAUUUUGUCAUUAUUAAAUGUUAAUUGCUGUAUGUGCUUGGUAAAGUUUAACUCUAUAUUGAUUUAAUUAGAUUUGGUAUAAUAAUGCAAAGAACUUUAAUAUAAAGAAAGUAAUUGACAAUUUCUUCAACAUAAUUAUUUUGUCAUUUGUGAUGAGUCCUCAGAAACUAACUUUUUUUGCUUAAUUGUACGUGAAAGAAAUGUGUGGAACCAACCAUGCAGAUAAACUACUUCCUUUUACCGAAGCGUGAUGAGUGGAAUAUUAAACUGCUCCACAUUUCAGUCAUGUACGUGUUAACAAGUAUGCAAUUACAUGUACUGUAACUACUGGAGGAGUAAAGUAAGAAGGACAUUGUAUUGUUGAACUGUGUUAUUUAAAUGAUCUAAAAAGUGUAAUGCCUUUGCUGCUAUUGUGCAGCUCUAGUUGAGAAGGUUAAUUAUGUAUGGGCUAGAACUUAUCUAAGUACACUUCACAAUUGAUAAAACUGUCCUUAUAAUAAGUGUAUUGCAUCACUGGUUCACUGUUUGCUUGAAAGUAUAAUAUGUGUGUUAUUUCAGUUCAAUGUGAGAGGCUGGAGAAAUACAUUUUUAAGAUUCACCAACCAUCUUAA